CAAAUCUCUACCAUGUCAUCUACAUCGCCAUGGUUGAUACGGUUUCGGAGAAGAGGUCGUCGGUAGAAAACAGAGGUGUAGAAAAGUCGGCGCUGUUCAUUCCCGGAGCGACUCAAGAUUUGCCACCGCUCGCAGUCCUUGCAUCUACCACGACUUCUCAGAAAGAGGUCACAAUACGACAAGUUGCUCCUUUGAUCCUAAUCUUAUCGGGAGCUGCAUUCAUCAAUACUCUGUCCAUUCAAUCUGUUGUCAUCCUCUUGCCCAGUAUUACAGAGGACCUCAAUAUUCCAGACACGAGGCAGCAAUGGAUUGUGUCGGCCAAUUCGCUAACAGCGGGUUCAUUUCUUCUCCUGGCAGGAAAACUGGCUGAUGUGUAUGGGAAACGAUGGCUUUUCAUUCUCGGGUCUUUCUGGCUAGCAGCGACGACGUUGGGUGCAGCUUUCUCGCCAGUUGAGAUUUGCAUGUAUGUCAUGCGAGCUUUGCAGGGUGUUGGAGCUGCUGUAACAAUACCAACUGCACUUGGAAUCAUCGGCUACACAAUUCCUCCCGGGCGAGUGAAGAAUUAUAGUUUCGCUUUCUACUCUGCCGGCGCUCCUACAGGGCAGGUAGUUGGAAAUUUACUCGGAGGAAUAAUCUCAGAAUACACCAAUUGGAAGGUCGUCUUCUUCGUCAUUGCGGGAUCGGCAUUUCUCAUUGGCGUAACUGCCAUAUUUGUGAUACCCAAAGAGCCUACUCGAGCAGAGAGAUCUGCUGAUGGUCCGCAAGCAUCAAAUGUUGACUGGAUUGGCGCAUUUUUGUUCACUGCAGGAGCACUUCUCCUGCUCAUUUCCCUUUCGCAAGGCGCCUCAGCAGGAUGGAAGACGCCGCUAGUCAUCGCGUUCUUGAUCUUAUCGGUUCUGUUCCUUGCCAGUUUCGGCUUCUGGGAGCAUUAUCUGGAGGCUCAUGACCGCGAACCCCUAAUGCGGAUAUCGACAUUCAAGAAUGGACGAUUCUCCAUCGCUAUGGUGAUAGUUUGCAUCUUCUCCGCAGGAUUUACUAACUUUCUGGUCUACUCAACUUACCUGUACCAAGAUUAUCAAGCCCUAUCGCCAAUUCACACUACUAUCCGUUUCAUCCCUCUCGGAAUCUGUGGAGUACUUUCGACAUUGGUAUCCGGCUAUCUACUAGACCGAAUUCGCGGAAAUUAUAUUCUCAUCUUCGGUCUCGGCAUGGGUACACUCUCCAAUGUACUCCUUGCAGUCCCAAUUCCUCCAACAACAACCUACUGGGCGUACGGCUUCUUUGCCAUGUGUUUCGCUGGUAUCGGAGCUGAUACGGUGUAUCCCUGUCUUGGACUCUUCACAACCCAAGCGCUUCCACGUAAAGAUCAAAGUGUCGCCGGUGCAAUGUUUCAGACUUUCGCUGGGCUUGGGAGGGCAAUGUUCCUGCCUAUUACUGCGACAAUUCAAACUUCCGUACAGACCAAAAUGAGAAAUAAUGGUAAAGGUGAGUUGCCUGCUUUGUUGGAGGCAAUUAGGGCUGUGGAGUGGUUUUGUGCUGCGAGCAUUGGUGCGGGGUUGGUCAUGACGCUGCUUGGGUUGAGAAAUAUUGGAAAGAUUGGCCUACUGAAGAAGCUAGGAACUGUGCAAUCGGCAUCAAAAGAGAAGGAUCAAGAGGCAGUAUAGUAUCAGAAUAUAGAUCGUUUGAGUUCUCUAUUUGUCGGAAUGCUACCUACGGUGUUGGAUCUGUUCGGGGCGAUCUCUAGCGAGCCGUGCUUUCCACUUCAGGCAACAUAUCUACAUGUUGAUAACAACUUCGGAUGCGUCGUCGGUCUUUCCACUUGUAGCAAUUAUGGUUG
Molecule: messenger RNA, 1837 nt
Organism: Cadophora gregata
Lineage: Eukaryota; Fungi; Ascomycota; Leotiomycetes; Helotiales; Ploettnerulaceae
Exons: 6
Coding region: 30-1664 (544 amino acids)
Biological process (GO): transmembrane transport
Cellular component (GO): membrane
Molecular function (GO): transmembrane transporter activity
Source: RefSeq, a predicted model, not a curated record